Molecule: messenger RNA, 513 nt
Organism: Spirodela intermedia
Lineage: Eukaryota; Viridiplantae; Streptophyta; Magnoliopsida; Alismatales; Araceae
Source: the annotation of a GenBank genome assembly
AUGGCUCGUGUCCAAGUGUUCCCCAUCGUCUUCCUGCUCGUUAUGGUCAUCUCGCUGCUCAGUACCACAAGUAAUCCUCCACUCCAUCCAUUGGGGACCACUCGGGAGUAAUUUCGUAUAUCUAGGAUUUUAGCAUAUUAGAAUAAUCUUUGGUACUUGAACUAAACUAAAUCUGUGCGUACACGGUUCUUCCAUAUUUUGAAUUGAUCAUUUGACAUGUAACUAAUGGUCCUCAAAUAAAGCAUAAUGUUAAUAAUAUCGCUAUCUGCGCCGAUGGGGUUCAUAAAAGUUCGUAUGAUGGCUUGACACUAAUUUUUUACCGUUGACGUAGGUUCUGCUCGAGAGUUAUCGCAGAUUGUGGAAGCAGCCCAGAGGCUCUGCAGCCGGCGCAUAGGGUUCUGCAUAAUUGAUCGGACAUGCAUACAGAGGUGCAGAAGUUUGGGUUACCUUAAGGGAGAUUGCCGGGGCAUUUUUCCCCGUCGAUGCAUCUGUUACAAGCGAUGCCCAGUCUAG